AUGGCAUAUGGUGUUCCGGCAGAUUACAUUGAUGACAACUUGGCGAUGGCAGAGAGCACUUCUAUCUUCUAUGUCAAGCAAUUUGCAAUAACUAUGGUAGAAGUGUUCGGUCCACAGUACUUGAGAGCACCCAAUGCUCAGGACACUCAGAGGCUUUUGGAGAUGAACGAAGCUCGAGGGUUUCCAGGUAUGCUCGGGUCUGUAGAUUGUAUGCAUUCAAAAUGGAAGAAUUGUCCAAAAGCAUGGCAUGGACAAUUCAAGGGUCGUGGGAAGGAUGCCACUAUCAUUCUUGAGGCAGUUGCUGAUUAUGAAAUAUGGAUUUGGCAUGCAUAUUUUGGUAUGCCCGGUUCUUGCAACGACAUCAACGUGCUUGACCGGUCACCUCUCUUUGCCAACUUAGCAAAUGGAGAAGCACCACCGAUGACCUUCGAAGCAAAUGGCCGCACCUACAACUAUGGGUACUAUCUUGCAGAUGGGAUCUACCCGAGGUGGAGUACAUUCGUCAAGCCGGUUGCAACACCUCAAGGUAAGAAAGAACUUGUCUUUCAUAAUGCACAAGCGGCGGCUAGAAAAGAUGUUGAGAGGGCAUUUGGGAUUUUGCAAUCCCAAUUUGCUAUUGUACGAGGACCAGCUAGAUUUUGGGAUCAAAAGAUCCUUUGGUACAUCAUGACCGCUUGCGUGAUCAUGCAUAACAUGAUCAUUGAGAACGAGCGUGGAAAAGAUUUAGAUUACAACUUCUAUCACUUGAUGGGCAUUCCUGUUAACUCCAUGCGAAAAGAACAGCGCAUCAGACGUUUCAUGAAGGUGUACAGCGAGAUUAGAGACAGUGAUGUGCAUGACCAACUCCAGAAAGAUUUGAUGGAAGAGCAUUGGAAAUGUGGCUGGACAUCGGCUGAACAGCAGCCGCGCGGCUGCUGGCCGGUUUUGGACCAUGAAUUUGGACCAUCUAUUGGAGUUGCUCUUUUGGACCAUGAAUUUGGACCAUCUGUUGGAGUUGGCCUUUUUUCGGAGCUCUAA
Messenger RNA from Aegilops tauschii subsp. strangulata, 1017 nucleotides. Lineage: Eukaryota; Viridiplantae; Streptophyta; Magnoliopsida; Poales; Poaceae. The record is from RefSeq and is a predicted model, not a curated record.